CCCGGAGCCGUAGUUUCCUAGGGGCAGCAGUGGCAGCUGCUGGGCGCCUCGUAGCCGCUUCGCGCGUGCUCUCUUGAUCCCUUCCCUCGCGCCGCGCUCUCGGGAGGGGGAAGGGCGGACUCGACCGGUUCCGAGAGUCUGCGGAGAGGGCGAGAGAACCAGACUCGCGCGCCCCGGGCACCUCCGGGCUCAACCGUCCGGGACCGAAAGCGGCAUCAGUGGUAGUGACGAUUCCAGGAUGGAAGGGGACCGGCUGGAACCCGUCGUUACCAUUAAGAAUAUUGAACGAGAACUCAUCUGCCCAGCAUGCAAGGAGUUAUUUACCCAUCCACUUAUUCUCCCUUGUCAACAUAGUAUCUGCCACAAAUGUGUAAAAGAAAUUCUGUACUUAACAUUUGAAGAUUCGUUCAAUGAUGCCGCUUCAGAAACUUCCAAUCACAGUAGCCCUCGCAGUAGAAUGAAUUCCCCUAGCUUGGAUAGAAUUGACAGGGUUAAUAGAUCAGGUUGGAAACGCAAUUCAUUAACUCCUAGGACAACAACCUUCCCUUGCCCAGGAUGCCGGCAUGAUGUAGAUCUUGGCGAACGUGGGAUCAGUGGCCUAUUUCGAAAUGUCACCUUGGAAACUAUUGUAGAACGGUACAGGCAGGCAGCGAGGGCAGCCACAGCUAUUAUGUGUGAUCUAUGUAAACCUCCAGCACAAGAAUCCACAAAGAGCUGCAUGGAUUGUGGUGCAAGUUAUUGCAACGAAUGCUUCAAAAUACACCAUCCCUGGGGAACUUUAAAAGCCCAACAUGAAUAUGUGGGACCAACCACCAAUUUCAGACCUAAAAUUUUGAUGUGUCCGGAACAUGAAAUGGAAAAAGUAAAUAUGUACUGUGAAAUAUGCAGAAGACCUGUUUGUCACCUUUGCAAAUUGGGUGGUACACAUGCAAACCAUCGAGUGACUACCAUGAGCAGUGCCUACAAAACACUUAAGGAGAAACUUUCGCAGGAUAUACACUACCUCAUUAGUAAGGAGAGCCACGUGAAAAACCAAAUUACAGAGCUUGGUCUUUUAGUGAAAGAAGCUGAGUGCAAUGGUGAAAGAGCGAAGGAGGAAGCGUCUAAUAACUUCGAUAAGCUGUUUCAUGUUUUGGAGGAAAAGAAAAACACUGCAAUUAGAGCUAUUGAAACAUCCAAACAUUUAAGAAUGGACAAAUUGCAUUCUCAAAUAGAAGAGUAUCAGGGACUUCUAGAAAACAAUGGCCUAGUGGGAUAUGCACAAGAAGUUCUCAAAGAAACAGACCCAUCUUGUUUUGUUCAAACAGCAAAGCAGCUUCAUGAUAGAAUUCAGAAAGCUACUGAAUCUUUGAAGAGCUUCAGGCCUGCAGCUCAAGCUUCUUUUGAAGACUUUGUUCUUGACAUAGAAAAGCAACAGGAAGCUCUUGAAAAUAUGUGUUUCCAUUCAAAUGGAAAUGAUAUACCAGAAAUCAGUGAGGAACGGAGCAAAAUGUAUAACAAAGCUUUGAUCUGUUGGGAUCAUCCACAGAAAACAGGUUCAGCUGAUACUUACAUACUUGAAUAUCACAAGCUUAAUAAAGAAGAGGCUAACUCAGCAUGGCAAGAAAUUGAAGUCUGCAGUAAGAGUGAAAUAAUUUCUGACCUUGACACAAACAGUACCUAUGCCUUUAGGGUCAGAGGAUAUAAAGGAUCUAUUUGUAGCCCAUGGAGCAGAGAACUUAUCUUACAUACACCACCAGCUCCAGUUUUCAGUUUUCUUUUGGAUGACAAAUGUGGCUACAAUUGUGAACGUCUUCUGCUAAAUGCAAGAAGAAAUGUUGUAGAAAGCAGAGCUGGGUUUCCUCUGCUUUUGGAAGCUGAACGUAUCCAACAAGGCUGUUACACUGCCUUGGACUACAUUGUUGGAGACACUGGUGUUGUGAAAGGAAAGCAUUUCUGGGCUUUCCAUGUGGAACCCUAUUCAUAUCUUGUGAAAGUAGGAGUUGCAUCUGAUGCUAAGAUCCAAGAAUGGUUCCACAAUUCUCGUGAACUAAGUAGCCCCAGAUACGAACAAGACAGUGGUCAUGACAGUGGGAGUGAAGACAUCUUUGCUGAGUCCUUGCAGCCUUUCACAUUAAUAACUAUAGGCAUGAAAAAAAUGUUUAUUCCUAAAGCAUCAUCUGCUUCAGCUGCUCCCAAAGAUUGUGUGAACAGAGUUCUUCCCAUGCCAUCAAACAUCGGAAUCUGCCUUGACUGUGACAAAGGCAGCAUUGGAUUCUAUGAUGCAGAUCGGAUGAAGUGUAUUUACGAACGCCCAGUGGAAUGCUCUGGUAAAAUGUAUCCCGCUUUUGCAUUAAUGGGGAGCUCAGGAAUUCAUCUAGAAGAAACGAUUGCAGCAAAAUACCUGCAAUAUCAGGAUGAAGACAUUUAAUACCCAAGGACCCACCUUUAGCUUUGUGUCUUAAUUACAACAUAACUCCAAGUGCAUCUGCUGCACCCCCUGCUUUUGAGUCUGUUUUUCUUUUGUUUUUUAAUUGCAGAAAAAAACAACUCUACUAAAUGUUUAGUGUCCAGAAAACUCUACCUGAAGACCUCUUUGAACUGUUGUUUUUUGUCUUAUAGUGACCUUGGAUACUCAGAUUAGCACCCUGAUUGCCUUUGAUAAACUGGAAACCUGCCAGUCUGUUUAAGUUUAAAUCCUUAUUUCUGACAUUGCCUCCAUUUACAUUCCAUUUUUAAACAAAUGGAAGUAGGCUCUUCUUUUUAGUAAUUAUAGAUUUGUUCACUUCAGAAGGAGCUAAUUUUGACUAUCCUGAGUGGUCAAAUGUGUAUCAGAAACUGUCUUUGCAUUAGAGCAAAGUGCUUUGUGAAUCCAAGCUAUGAGCAAAUUGGUAGCAUUUAGGAGAUGGAUAAUGAAUCACAGUUACUGUGUCUCACACAGAUUUAUUGUGAUUCAUAUUAUUGAUUUUUAAACCUGGUGCAAUUGCAAUGGUGAUUAAAUGCAGGUUCUUAUGUGUGUUUUCAGUAUUUUAGGUUAUCUCCUAUAUGCUGUAUUUAAUUUAUGUUUAAAUAAGUGCAAUUUUUCAUCAAACCUUGGUGUUAAAACCUCUGUGUAUGUGACUUGUGUGUGUGUGUGGGGGGGGGGAUGAAAUGCAGACACAAUUUGGAUUUUAUAUUUUUCUUUAAAAAAGGGUUUUGGCACAUUUAAUUCUUCAUAAAAUUAAGGCGGUCAGUGUGUUUAGAAUAAAAGCACUGAUAAAUUAAGUUUGAAACACUUUUACCUUAAGGUAUCAUCAGUCCAAACUUCUUAGCUAAAAAGCAAUCCAUACAAAAUUGUCUAAAGCUCCAUAAUCAUCUUAAGUGUGUAAAAAAAUUGCUUCAUGUUUGUGAAGCUUUGCACUUCAGGUCAUAUAGGGUUUUUAAUUUGUUUUACAUAAGUAGAUAUGUGUAGUCCACUUUAUGUGUUAAAUACUGUUUCAAAAAAUAUCAACUAUGCAGUAGUUACACAAGAUCUGGUAAGCACUAGUCAUUUUGAGUCAAAUAAUAACCCAAAUGAUUAAUUUAAGCUUUUUUAUUUAUAAUGUGAUAAUUAUUUAUUUACAGUGAAGUGAUAUUUUGCCUAAUGUCAGUUUAAUUAAUACCAUCAAUUUAAUCUACCCAAUGAAUUGGAACAUUUUUUCCUGCCUUUAGGUACUCUUAUUGUUUGAAUUAAAAAUAAUAAUUUGAGCUGGGAAAUAGUAGAAUGUUCAGGGCCUCCUGAAUGCAAAAAGUGGUGCUUUUCUUUAGUUUAAGGGACCAGGGAAACACCUAGCCAUGCGGUGAACAAAAAUG
This is a messenger RNA of Thamnophis elegans (Western terrestrial garter snake), 3810 nucleotides long. RefSeq names its product tripartite motif containing 36 (gene TRIM36). The transcript has 10 exons. NCBI's taxonomy places the organism in Eukaryota, Metazoa, Chordata, Lepidosauria, Squamata, Natricidae. Gene Ontology annotation, molecular function: zinc ion binding; protein binding. Bases 239 to 2410 code for a protein of 723 amino acids. The record is from RefSeq and is a predicted model, not a curated record.